UAUAUUGUGCGAAAUAAAAAGAAAAGCAAGUUUAUAAUUUAGCCGGUAACCGGAAGGCGUGGCCGUGGAAGUGACAGCUGCGGAGGCGGGGCUUCCGAAGAGGAAGUGCUCAGGCACCGCGUGGCUAGUCUGUCAGAUGUAAACAAAGCUGUAGGCAUUCGGAUUCAACGCGGAUACGAGUUUAAAAGAGCAAGAUACUUGUAGGACGUGUCAACAAGACUCUUCUCUGCUCUCUGGUACUCCACAAAACGGCAGCAUGGCCUUCGUGGGUCUUUUUGGACGUUUGAAAUCUGUGGUUAUUGGGAUGAUUCAUGUUAAAGCAUUACCAGGCACUCCUCUAGGCAGUAUGAACAUGUCUGAAAUAACAGAAGAAGCAUGCAAGGAGGCAUCAGUGUACCGUGACGCAGGCAUUGACGGUCUAAUCAUUGAGAACAUGCAUGACGUGCCCUACUCGUUCUCUGUGGGUCCGGAGGUGUGUGCUUGUAUGACUGCAGUGUGUGCUGCUGUGAGAGGCGUCUGUCCAGCCCUUCCUGUCGGAGUUCAGAUCCUGUCUGCUGCCAACCAGCAGGCACUGGCUGUAGCUCUGGCCUCAGGUCUGGAUUUCAUCAGAGCUGAGGGUUUUGUUUUUUCCCACGUGGCUGAUGAGGGCCUCCUCAACGCAUGCGCCGGGGACUUAUUGAGGUAUCGCAAGCAGAUUGGAGCUGAGCAUGUGCAGAUCUUCACUGACAUCAAGAAGAAGCACAGCUCACAUGCCCUGACAUCAGACGUGACCAUCCAGGAGACGGCGCGCGCAGCACAGUUCUUCCUGUCAGAUGGAGUCAUCGUCACAGGAGCCUCCACCGGUGUUCAAGCUGAUCCACUGGAGCUCAGAGAGGUCUCCCAGUCUGUGAGGAUCCCCGUGCUGAUAGGUUCUGGAGUCACCUACGACAACGUCGAACGCUACCUCGACGCAAAUGGAAUGAUCAUCGGUUCGCAUUUCAAAAAGGGCGGCCACUGGGCCAACGCCGUGGACCCGCAGCGAGUCAAGAGCUUCAUGGCAAAGAUGCAUAACAUGCGCAAAUGAAGGGAAGCUUCCUGGCUUUACCCCAGCAGCCACAUGUGCUGAGUCAUGUUGUCAAAAAAUGCAUUGUUACCAUUUUAGAAUUUGGUUAAAUAAAUAAUUGUAAAUUUU
Messenger RNA from Betta splendens (Siamese fighting fish), 1171 nucleotides. RefSeq lists its product as uncharacterized. The transcript has 7 exons. The record is from RefSeq and is a predicted model, not a curated record. The coding region runs from base 257 to 1063 and encodes 268 amino acids. NCBI's taxonomy places the organism in Eukaryota, Metazoa, Chordata, Actinopteri, Anabantiformes, Osphronemidae.